Rhododendron vialii is the source of this 2081-nucleotide messenger RNA. RefSeq names its product lipase-like PAD4. The record is from RefSeq and is a predicted model, not a curated record. Bases 100 to 1932 code for a protein of 610 amino acids. The transcript has 4 exons. Gene Ontology annotation, biological process: lipid metabolic process. NCBI's taxonomy places the organism in Eukaryota, Viridiplantae, Streptophyta, Magnoliopsida, Ericales, Ericaceae.
AACACGCCCCACAAUUCAACCUCGCUAGCUACCUGUCGCAGAAUUCAAACUCUUCCACUGAAUUUCCACGAGGAAAGAACGGAAGAAGUUGAAGAAUCAAUGGAAGGGGAAACUUCACCGUUUGAGAGCAGUGAGAUGCUGGCAUCAUUUCUCGCAUCCACCCCACUGCUUUCGGAGUCAUGGAAGCUCUGCAGCCACGCCAACGCGGCCACGCCCGAGAGCUUCGUGCGGAACAGAAUCGGAGACGUGAGUUACGUGGCCUUUUCGGGCAUUCAGAGGGAUGCCGGGUUGGAUCUCGGUUGCCGCCGGAGCCUGGUGGCCGUGGACACCGCGGCCGCUGGAAUUUUCCCAGCGUUGCAACGUUACGGCAGUGAAGCAGAGGAGCCCGUCAUGGUCCACGCGGGGAUGUUACGUCUCUUCCUCUCCAUGAUUAAAUUGAGAAACUUUCAAACCCAGGUGUUUGACAUAAUGAAGGAAAGUAAAUUAGUAGUUUUCACAGGUCACUCCCUCGGUGGAACAAUGGCUUCUCUUUCAGCCCUGUGGCUCCUCUCACAUCCUCAAUCUACUACGACCGUCCUAUCACUCACCUUCGGCACCCCUCUCCUAGGCAACGUCGCCCUUUCCCGAGCCAUCCUCCAAGAAAGAUGGGGAGGAAAUUUCUGUCAUGUGGUGGGAAAGCAUGACAUCGUGCCAAGACUUCUCUUAGCUCCUCCAUCUCCCCUCACUCCUCACCUGCAUUCCCUUCUUCGGUACUGGCACUUGUCUAUGACUUCCCCGUAUUUCAGACUCCUCACACUUGAGUUGUCCGAUGAAGAGAAGAACUCACUAUUUCUCUUUGUGUUGUCUUCUGUCGAGGCAUUGGCAAAAUCAGGAGAAAGUCUUGGGAGAGAUUCCUUCUGCCCUUUCGGGAACUACGUGUUUUGUACGAAUGAGGGAGCUAUUUGUUUGGACAAUGUGGUGGCUGUUGUAAAAAUGCUGCACUUGAUGUUCGCUACAGGUUGUGCAGCUUCUUGUAUUGAGGAUCAUCUCAAUUACGAAGCAUACGUUGGGAAGGUAUCUUCGGAAUUCUUGAAGAGUAGAGGCUUUGCAGAAGGGGAGUUGCCUGAGUCAAGCUAUGAAGUUGGAGUUACACUGGCAUUGCACUCCUCAGAGAUAGAUUGUCGGGCACCAGUCUGGGAACCAGCAAAAGACUGCCUAAAGACGGCCAAACGCAUGGGGCAUGCUCCCAACAUCAAGAGUGCUAACCUUGCAAAAGUUUUAUCGAAAUUCACACCAUUACGAGCCCAAAUCGAAUGGUACAAAGCAUCUUGUGAUGCAUCUGAUGAUCGAAUGGGGUACUAUGAUACAUUCAAGCUAGGGGGACCAUCAAAGAAGGAUGGCAAAGUUGACAUGAACCGGAGAAAGCUUGCCCGGUUUUGGGAUGACCUAAUUCAAAUGUUGGAUACAAAUCAACUACCUCAUGAUUUUCACAGGAGAGCAAAAUGGGUAAAUGCUUCCCAAUUCUAUAAACUCCUAGUUGAACCAUUAGACAUUGCAGAGUACUAUCGAACCGGAAUGCACCGAGAGAAAGGGCAUUAUGUGACGCAUGGAAGAGAGAGAAGGUACAAACUUUUCGAUAGGUGGUGGAGUAAUACAAAGGUCGGUGAGGAAGAGAACAAUCAGAGGAACAGGUAUGCUAGUUUGACACAAGAUUCAUGUUUCUGGGCGAGGGUGGAGGAGGCGAGAGAUUGGAUAGAGAAUGUCAGGAGCGAGAGUGAUUCUAGGAAGCUCACUCUGAUAUGGGAGAAUAUCAAUAACUUUGAGCAAUAUGCAAGAAGUCUUGUUCAAAGAAAGGAGGUGUCUAUCGAUGUCCUCGCAGAAAAUUCAAGCUACAGCUUGUGGAUGAAGGAAUUAAGAGAACUGAAAUCACAGCUGCAGCAAUUCUCUCCUUAGUUCCCUGGUUUUUUCGGAAGGGGAGUCAUUCCAUAGAUUAAUGCUUUGUACCGCGAUGUUCCUUGUUAACCGGUGACAUCUUUCAAAACUCGAAUUCAAUUACUGUUAGGGAGAACUUUAUAUAUCCUUCUGUGCUUUAUCACUUAUCA